CGUAAGUUAUUAUAAACUUUUCCAAAAAUUUAGGGUUUCUCUACCCUGUUGUUAAGUAAUUUAGCCAAUGUUGAAAUUUCCUAUAUUUCGAUACCCUUUUCUUCGUAAUUUUCCUCUUUUCAUUCGAAUAUAUAUACCAUCGAUGUGUAUUUUUUUUUCUUCUUUUCUUUUUGCAGCCAAUUCAUAAAUCAGUUUCACGAGGAUUUGAGUUACCUCUUUUUGUUUUACCAAAUCUUUCUCAAGUAUCGAAAACCAUUGAUUCAUAGAAAACACACGAUCUUCUUUCCCUUCUAUUUUCCUGAAAAGAGAGCUCGGAAGAUUGAUCGAUCGAUCCAGAGAUGAUGAACGAGUCAUCGUCUUGCUCUAAUAGUAAUUGUAGUCAUAUGUUUGUUGAUCACGGAAUCUGCCUCGCCUGUAAAACAAAGGUGAGCUGUGUCGAAGGCCAACCAUUCGGUUAUCUCUUCCCCGGUUUACGUCUGAGCAACGAAGCUGUAUCUGUUACAAAGCAUCUCACAACCCUAAUCUCAGUUUACGGACAUAGGAAGCUUCACUUAGUCCUUGACUUGGACCGCACGCUAAUCCACUCCAUGAAGACUACAAAUCUUACUAAAGCAGAGAAGUAUCUUAUCAAAGAAGAGAAAUCAGGUUCAAGGAAAGAUCUGCGGACCUAUGACGGUAGAUUAAUAAUUAAGUUGCGACCUUUUGUUGAAGAGUUCCUUAAAGAAGCCAACAAGCUGUUUACUAUGUUUGCUUACACAAAAGGCCGUUCGAGUUACGGUCACGCUGUUGUGAGGAUGAUUGAUCCAAACAAAAUCUAUUUCGGGGAUCGAGUGAUAACUAGGGAAGAGAGUCCUGGCACGAAGACACUUGAUCUUGUCUUAGCUGAUGAACGUGGAAUCGUUAUUGUGGAUGAUAAGGUAGGUGCUUGGCCUCAUCAUCAGAGAAACUUGUUGGAGGUCACAAAAUACUUCUAUUUCAGAAACGAUCACAAAUACACUAAGUCAAGACCAUCUUAUGCAGAGAGGAAGAGUGACGAGAGUAGAAGCAAAAGAGUAUUGAUGAAUCUUCUGAAAUUCCUGAAGCAAGUUCACAAUGAAUUCUUUACCUGUGGGCUUGAAGAUGAGUUAGAUUUUAAGGACGUUAGGUGCUUGAUUAAAGGUCCCUUUAAACCACCUGGAUGCUAAAUUUUUGAAAACUAGAUUUAGCUUCUUCUGAAAUAUGAAACGAGAGACAGAAAAUGGAAGAAGCUAAUUUUUGUUUCUCUUUUUUUUUUUUUUUUUCAGACAACUCUCCAAA
Molecule: messenger RNA, 1296 nt
Organism: Camelina sativa (false flax)
Lineage: Eukaryota; Viridiplantae; Streptophyta; Magnoliopsida; Brassicales; Brassicaceae
Source: RefSeq, a predicted model, not a curated record